Messenger RNA from Pecten maximus, 5768 nucleotides. Its product is annotated as transmembrane protein 180-like. The record is from RefSeq and is a predicted model, not a curated record. Bases 120 to 1544 code for a protein of 474 amino acids. The transcript has 5 exons. NCBI's taxonomy places the organism in Eukaryota, Metazoa, Mollusca, Bivalvia, Pectinida, Pectinidae.
UAUCUGUACUAGGCUAAAGAUGUUCUGCUACAAAAACAGUUAAGCUUUAAAGUUGGACUUCCAAAGUGACAAAGAUCAUUCUGAACUGUUGUUGACAGGUUACUCGUACCACUGAAAACAUGGCAUCAGCAUCACUGAGGCAGAGUAUGCUGGCCUACGGAUCGCAGGCUAUGGCAUUCUCACUGAUAUCCUCAUCCUUCAACUUCUACUAUGUUAAGGUAUUCUUGGACAUUUACCAUAUAGAACAGAUGUGGUUCCAUCUUGCCCAAGCACUUUUCUUGGUGUGGAAUGCUAUAAACGAUCCACUGUUUGCCUACCUGCAGGAUUCAACCAGCAGCCGGUUCACUCGCACACGACGAGAGAGCAUUCUGUAUGCAGCACCGUUCUUUGCAUUGUCGUACAUUGUUCCCUGGUUUUCAUGGGGAAGCAACCCUAUAAUGGUUGGUCUGCACCUCAUUCUCACACUCUUCUUCUGGGACACCAUGUUGACAUUUGUUGGGUUAGCUGCUUCAGCACUUUUCACUGAAAUAUCGCAGGACCCUGACCACAGAUUGAAACUUGUAAGGAUAGGUAGUAUAGGAUGUUUAUUUGGAGCAUGUAGUGUGUCUAUUCUGGAGUACACCUCCGGCAGCUUAACCAACUUCUUUGGAUUCCAGGUUACAAGCAUUUGUAUAGGUGUGGCUAGCUACCUGUUAUUUCGAUACACUGGUAAUAAUGGUCACACUCAAUAUGACCGUGAGAAGAUGAGCUCAGGAAUAGAAUCUGAUAUAACGCACGAUAAGAGCUUACAGAACCAAUCAUACCUUAGUUUAUCAUGCCAGAUCAUCGCAGACAAAAACUUUGUGUCUUUUGUGGUGAUGAACUUUUUCCAGAUUUUUCAUACAACAUUCAUGGCAAACUUUAUGAAAGUGAUGGGUGAUGAGCUGGUACAACUGCAUGAUAUAGAAGAAUUUCCAUGGUUACGGAGCUUCUUCUAUGGUAGCAGCAGGUUCCUUCCAAUGAUACUCAUCAUAAGCACAACUCCAUUGAUAGGAAAGAUUGGUUACUACAACACUAUCAAGGUCAGCUUUCUGUGGAAGAUCACAGCAGGGAUUGGCAUGUAUAUGAUUGGACGGAACCAUCCAAUCUUACUCAUGCUGUAUAUGGCUCUAGACAGCUGUUUUGCCAAUGCAAUGUUUUCAAUGUUUAAUAUGCCCCUGUCAGAUAUUGUGGACACAGACAUGCAAAAACAUCACAGAAGCCACCCAAUAUCUUCUCUGGUCUACGGAAACAAUGCUUUAGUCACCAAACCUGCCAUCUCCCUAUCGCCAAUGAUGACAGUAGCAGUUCUCAACACCUAUGGCUACCAACAACUGGAUAAGAAAACUUUGACUGUACCUCAAAUCAGCUCUCUCCACGACACCAUGUUCUUAUUGCUGUGUAUCCAGCCAAUAGUCAUUGGUACCUUACAGCUGAUCACCUGGUCAUUCUAUUCCAUACGGGACAGGAAAACCAACCAGGUCAAUAAAGUCUUUACUGCAACCACAGAUAACAUUUUAAACUAAUGAUUUUAAUAAGUCUGUUCAAGUUUAGACCAAUAGAAUCUUACAUGGGUCUGUUCCAUGGACAGAGAUAUCUCAACCUGAUUCUAUGAGAAUGAGGAGUGCUGGCCAGCCAAACUCUUACAUGAGGGUUGUCCAUGGAACAGACCUAUAUUUGAUAUUUUUUCCUACUUAAAAAAAAAACAGAAAUUAAAUUGUAAGUUAAUGUGAAACCUAUUCAUUGUGCCAUGAAAUUAUGCAUCGAAAUUGAUGAUAUUACCAAUUUGCGACUUAGUUACGCUACACAACAUGAGGACGCAACACUACUGUGGCAGCUCCAUAGUGCAUGCCCACUGUCUUUCUCUACCCUGUGUGAGAAAGUUAUUCCAUCCUAGUGACCAUGGGAUCGUCCUGUGAAGAAUGUGAUAAAUAUCUGUAUAUGGGAUAAAUAUUUCAUAUAUUAUUUUUUUCAUCAUUUGUUCGAUCAGAUAGUGUUGACAAAAUUAUAUAAGGAUGGGCAAAUACUGUAAACGUCCUGAUUUUUUGGCACUCCAGUGCAUAACCAAAUGAGAUUAUCACAAUGCUUGCCAUAGAAACCUAUGUAGAUAAACUACAAUUAGAUCAGUCAUAAUUUUGCGGAAUGCUUUUAGUGUAAAAAUCACUGAAAUAAGAUUAUCACUAAAAUAUGUACGUUAACAGCAUGGUCCUACAUUUGUAUAUAGUUCUCAUGAAUGUGUGCAUAUUGAAUAUGCAUUGCUUCCACUUAUCUUGAUGUUGAAGGUUUGUACUUUAAAAUGAAUUGUGUUGGACCUUGAUGACUCAGUAUUACUCAUGGAAUAUAUAUAAUAUAUAAAAGUCACACUCACUUUUUAAUGUACUUUUUUUUUUGUAGCCGUCUCAGUUUUAAAGGUUCUAACUCAAUUUCUUAUACCCAUGAUUUAAAAAACGCAUGGGUGAAUAUGGUCAGUAUUGAUACUGAAUUCAGCAUUUUGGAAAUAUUUGCCCCUAUAUGAGUCAAACUCAAUGUAAAAAAUUUGCAAAAGCAGCUACAAUGUAUUUACAUAUUUUGAGAUUCCAACACUUUCAUGUAGUAAUCAUGCUGCCCAUACCUACUACAUGUGUCUAUUCCUGGUUUUGUUUCUGGAUCAAAUCUGUAUUAUUAUUUCUUAUAGAGUCUUUUAAUAUCAUCUUAAUCUGUAUAGGUUUUGUUAGUAACAACUUAUGUCAGACCUCUAAUCAAGGUCUUAAAAUUAAACUAUGCAGAUGUUAUUGAUAGGGGAUGUACAUAGUAGAAAACUACUGAUGGUUGUAUAACAUUGUGUAUGUGGUAUGUUUUCAGUUCUAAAAUAAUUUAAGAAUUAAGAGGAAUAGAAGGAAGAGAAAUGAAACAAAACCAACAUACCUUUGUGACUUUUUCUUAAGAGCCCAAGGGUUUAAUAUUUCACCAGUAGCUUGCUGGCCUAGUUCUCUCCAUUGUGGGACACAAUUUUAAUUGAGAAUGGGCUUUAAACCUUUUUCACUAUAACAAAGCAUAAUUCAAUCUGUAAGAUUUUCUCUUGGUUAAGUAUAAAUAUGAACAGAUUUUGUUAAAGCACAGACAGUACACUUAUCACCUCAGGGUACAGAAGAUAUCAUAGACAAAACCGCACUGUUAUUGAUAAUAGAGUUUAGUCACUCCACAAUUAAAAUCUAAUAUUGGCUGUGGUAUAUCAAAGUCUUCUUAUAAAAUCAAUAAUUCAUCAUUACUUUUUUGACAAACUAUUUCAAUAUAUUGAGACUUGGUAAAGAACUUGUCUAGAAAUCUGUUUUACAGGAAUUCUGAUGCUCAUUUCCCAUUCUUACAAAAAAUGGUAAAAUGUCUUGGAAAACUUUAUUGUUCUAGUCUACUAUAAGAUAAAGGUAAGGUUCUUUGUGGUGGAUGUAAUAAUGUGUUAAUGAUAUGGAGGUUAUUGUACUGUGAUUUCAUUUCCAGAACACGUUUUAUCAUGUACAUUGUGUAUUUGUUUGUAUCUUGAUCAAAUUGUUUUUGUUUACUGGUUUUUAUCAUCUGGACAGGUCUAUUAUUGAUAAGUAAGUAUGCUUGCAUGCAUACAGUCCUCCAACAAUUUGUUUAAAUUUUGGGCAAAUUUCUUCAAAGGAGACUUUAAUUUAGAAAGGCCCAAAAAGACUCGGGUCAAACUCAUAUUGUACAUUAUAUCAUAAACUUAUCUGCAGUGCUAUUUUAUAAAUGUUGCUAGGAAGUGUGAACAUAUAUGUUGUAUAUAUAGUUGAUGUAUUCAGUGUCAUAAUACAGAAAUGUUAUGUAUACACAAGUGAGACUAUACAGUUAUAGCCACUCACCCAGAUUUUGCCGGUGUCAAGAGGUUUUUUUUCUCUUUUUACUAGAUUUUUUUUUCAAUUUAUAGAUGUUUAUAUAUUUUUUUUUUUCAAUUAUGUUAUCAAUGUAUAUAUUGUUAUCAGAUGAUGUUUGUGAAAGAUAUUUCUUAAAUUUUAAUUGAAUAUUAUAUUUGAAAUUCAUUGCUUUUGUGAUGAAUGUCUGGUGAUGGAAGGUUGGGAUAAAUAAACUAAGGUUGCUGUGAUGAGGAAAAAAGGAACUUGCUUGUUGUAGGUUUAGUUUAUGCUUUAGGAUUUUUUUAUUAAGUUACUCCUUUUAUUGAAAUCAUAUCAUACAUUAUGGUAAAGUACAUGUUUUUAAAAUUAUUUACUUUUUAGCCAACCAUCAUCAGAUCUUUAAAUAUAAAAUAUCUUUUCCCCGUGUGUUCAUUGGAAACAGUCAACUUAGCCUGUAACAAAGUUCUUGGGACCAUUAAAAAAACAACAAAGUUCUUGGGACCAUUAAAAAAACACUUCACUGUUUAAUUGAACAAUGAAUAAUAAUAAAAAUUAAAUAUGAACAAUACUGUAUUUUCUUACUCUACUUCAUUAUUUUUUUUACCAAUGAAAUAUUAAAAAUAAUCAAUUUGAUAAAAUUUGACAUCUUCACAGCUUUGUCCAAUCAGAUUGGUGGUACAUUCUAUUCACUGUAAGCUGCAGUUUUCUUAUUCAGAUGAGGUGACAGUAAAUGAAUGCUUGUUUGAUACAUACAGUAUGUAUUUGCUACGUAAACCUCUGGGCCUCAUACAAUGUAUAUAGAAUUUCACAUACCUGGGUAGUAAUCAGGAAUUUUUUAUAUAUAUCUCAAUGUUUUUUCACCAGAAAUGUCAAAAAUCUCACUUUCUAGCAAUUUUAGGAACAUACAUCACAGGUGUCUGCAUCUGGUUAGGGUUUAUAGAAAAAAUUAUGUGUAUAUAGAGUAGGGACUCUCAUAUGUGUAUAUAGAGUAGGGACUCUCGUAUGUGUAUAUAGAGUAGGGACUCUCGUAUGUGUAUAUAGAGUAGGGACUCUCAUAUGUGUAUAUAGAGUAGGGACUCUCGUAUGUGUAUAUAGAGUAGGGACUCUCGUAUGUGUAUAUAGAGUAGAGACUCUCAUAUGUGUAUAUAGAGUAGGGACUCUCAUAUGUGUAUAUAGAGUAGGGACUCUCAUAUGUGUAUAUAGAGUAGGGACUCUCAUAUGUUGUUUUUCUAUAAAUAUUAACCAGAUGCAGACGCCUGUGACUACCUGUAUCCUGUAUAGGAACACAAAAAGUUGUUUAUGCCUCACAACUUGAGUCACAAAUCUAGCUUACUAAUGUAAUCGAUGUGUAAAAACAACUUGAGUCACAAAUCUAGCUUACCAAUGUAAUCGAUGUGUAAAAUAUAAAUUUAUUCUAGAUGCAGAAUUUGUAAAGGUUGUAAUUGAGUUGAUGUUUAGCUAUUGUAGAGGAUCUUCACAUAAAAUUUAUAGUGUCAGCUAUAGUUUCUGAUGUUAGCUGAUACUCUUACAGACUUUAAGUGACCGACCAAUUCUAAAGAGACAGACUAAAGGUGUGUAAUAAUUUAUCCAGCAUCUAUACUGACGUUAAUCUGUACUUACCACCCUUAUAAAUACUCUAUUUUACUCGAAUAAAUAAAAACAAAAGUCAAAUUCAAAACAUGAGGUGUUUUUUUUCUUGUGCAUGGGAAAAAUGUCUUAUAAACAUUAAUAUCAUACCAACAAGUGUUUGGUGUCAAUGUUUAUCGAGGUGAGAUGAUAAUGGGUUAUAUCAUAGCCUCUAUCCAACAUCACUGGGCAUAUGUAUUUUAUGUUACAUUUAGCCCUAAAUUGUCAUGAUCCUGAGAUAAUACAAAAACAAUGGUUAUAUUUAUUUAAAAUAAAUGUAUAUAAUAUAUA